Venturia canescens is the source of this 3362-nucleotide messenger RNA. RefSeq lists its product as uncharacterized. The coding region runs from base 496 to 1806 and encodes 436 amino acids. NCBI's taxonomy places the organism in Eukaryota, Metazoa, Arthropoda, Insecta, Hymenoptera, Ichneumonidae. The transcript has 2 exons. The record is from RefSeq and is a predicted model, not a curated record.
GAUAGCAUCAUGAACAAACGUAGUUUCGAUAUACGCCUCUUGGAUAACGCUAGUGGCGCGGCGUUGUGGCAGAUUUAGGCAACUCGUGGGCGUUUUGCGUGCGAUCAGCCGUACGGAUCACGUUUAAAAAGUGCUCUCAAACAGGAAAAAAAUGGGUGGUACGAGGUACUGUUGUGUUGUGGGGUGUAAAAAUUCCCAAUCUCGGAAUCGUGAAUUAACUUUUUAUUCGUUUCCGAAACGGAGUUGGGAAGUUGAAAAAAGAAAUAAGUGGAUAAAAGCUGUCAGAAGAAUGUGAGUAAAUAUUAUUAUUAUGACGAUUUGAUACCAGGAACGUUUUGAAAAUAUUCAAACUCCAAAUUUUCUGUACGUGUAUUGUAUGUUAUAUUUUUAUUAGUACAUUAGAUAACAAGACGUGGCACCCGAGUACGAACACUCGCAUCUGCAGUGCUCAUUUUGUUGGAGGCAAGCAAUCCAACGUCGAAAACAGCCCAGCGUAUGUGCCGACAAUUUUCCCCGCUGUGUACAAAAAAAAGAGAGAAAUCACAACUGGACCUAGCUAGACACGAACGACUUCUGAAAAGAAAAGAAAGAAUGAGCACAUCAACAGCUGCAAAACCGCAAGAAAAGGAAAAUAUCGCAAGUGACAUUGAAAUGGGAUUAAAUGAAACUCCGACGGAAGCUGGCAGUACGUGCAUUGCUUGUCAAACUGAUGCGUGUGACAACGAAGGAGCCAGUGCAGAAGGGAAUACUUUCUGGAGUUGGAAUAAUGAUAAAAAUGAAGCUUCCACGCAGACGAAUAUUUACAUUGGGAAGCCAAAUAAAAACGAGCGAAUCAUAGUGAAAGAGCUGAAAACCGUUGCCGACAAGUCAUGUGGUCCUGACGAUAUUUUUCAUUACGGUUUCUCAGGAUUCUCUGAUAUUGGUUCAAACAAAACUAUGUUGCAGUUAGGCGGGGUUUCAUUAAUUUUUUUCAAUGUGUUGCUCAACUUGAUUACUGUGAAAACAGAUGGCCAACCAGCUUACUACCGGGUAUUGAAUAAACAAAAUAGAUUAUUACUUUUUUUAAUGAAAAUGAAAUUGGGUAUUUCUUUUUCUGGUCUAGCUUGCUUUUUUAAGAUACACGAAUCAACUGCUUCUCAAAUCUUCUUCGAAAUCUUGACUACGUUGACUGAGAAGACAAAGACUUGGAUUUUUUGGCCAUCGAGAGAAAGCAUAAAAAAAAAUUUACCAAUUGGUUUCAAAAAAUAUCCGAAUUGCAGAUGCAUAAUCGAUUGCACGGAAAUAUUUACUGAAACUCCCCCUACUGUGGAACAACGCGUUCUCAUGUACUCCAACUACAAGUCACGUUUUACCGUCAAAUAUUUGAUCGCUAUUACGCCCGAUGGUUUCGUUUGUAAAUUAUCAAAAGGGUAUGGCGGAAGAGCUACAGAUAGUUUUAUAACGAAUGACUGUGGACUUUUAUCGUGCAUAGAACCGGGUGAUACGGUUUUAGCCGACAAAGGUUUCCCUCAGAUAAAAUCUGAACUGCUCAAACGCAAUGCCCUCUUGGUGAUACCUCCGUUUGCGUUCGAUCCACAGUUUACAAACUCCGAAAUAGAUGAAACGUACAAAAUCGCUUCAGUUAGAAUACAUGUAGAACGUGCUAUUCAAAGGAUAAAACUCUGCAAUAUUUUGAAAUUAAUUCCCAUUUCACUCUUACCGUAUCUUGAUGCGAUUAUGCACAUGUGCUGCGUUAUUGCCAAUAGCAAGCCACCACUUAUAAAAAAUCCUGAAGCGGCCAAUUCAGCAACACAAAUGAGUGCGUAGUUGGCUUUCAGGAAUUUUUGGAAGUUUUGAUUUAUAAAGAAGGAAAGAACUGCGUACGUGAAACAAAUAUGUUUAUAUAUAAAAAUACUGAAGCAGAUACAAGUGUAUUAUUCUAUUCAAUGCCUAGAAUAAUAGUGGAAGAUAAUGUUGAAAAUAAAACCACUCAAUUUUGGGAAUUAACUCUUCCAAAAAAUGUUCAUCCCUUUCAACUAUGACCUCUACGUUAUCGUGACUCGAGUAAACAAAGAAAUGACAUUUUUUAAGGUUGAGUAUAUACAUUGAUACCUGAAUUUGUGUAUAAUAUUUGUCGCUUUUCUUCAAAUAAAUUUCAUUAUUGUCGUCUAUUUCCAAAUACGGGACAUUCGAAACUUUAUCGUCACGGUUCACGAUUUGCUGAUUCUUACAGGUAAAUGGGCAUUUGAUUUCCAAUAAAGUUGAUUCGCUUAAUAUUAUUCCGUCGGGGCUCGUGGCCAUAAACGGUUGGGUAAUAUUUAUAAUUAAUCCAACUGAAGUUACUUUUAAGCCAGUUUGUUCUUCGAAACACUUUCUUGCAUGCGGCUCGGUUGCAAGACCAUACUUCAUGGCUUCUGUCAUCUUGCCAUCAAAUUUUUUAUUUUUUAAUUGUGCCGCCAAAGAUUCGAAUGCGUCUCGCCUCGUUUUUAUGCGGUGAGCCUUGCUGGAGCAUGUUACCCGUUUUGCUCUUUCUUUAAACCAUUCGAAGCAAUCGGAUUGACUUUCCGAUAGUACGCUGAUGCUCAAACACUCACUCCUGCUUGCUACAAUCUUUUCUUCAUAUUUCGAUCGCAGCUCACGAGGACACGUAUAUUUUUGAAGUCGCAUUUUCAAAUCAUCGAGUGACGAAACUUCAUAGCAGCUGUAAUCUCGUCUCGACUCUUGUAAUCUAUAAAUUUUGUCCAUAUUUGUAUAUGCUUCUUCUUUUCUUUUUUUCUCUUCUUCUCUUGCAAUUUCUCUUAGCGGUUCAAUAUCUUUCUCCGAUUCUAUGUACUGGCCAAACAAUGAACUUGCUGUCUCAUACGGUACAUUUUGGACGUCGUUGAAUGUAUACGUUGCAUUACAAUCAAUCAGAUGUUCCUUACCUGGGAACAUUUGAGCGAUAGUGCAACCUUUUUUAUAUUUUUCCACUUGACUUUCUCGAGGCUGAUUCCAACAUUGCGGUUGAUCAGUUUUCGAUUGCGUACAUUCAUUAUUUAUAAAAAUGCAGACCGCUGCUACAUGUUUGCAACCUCGAACCGAUAAACCCGCCUUGCAAGUGCAUUCUGUCCUUCGUACCGUACGAUCUGGGUUCACCUAAAAACAAUCAGUUCCUAUAGGGAAAAAAACGGGAAGAGCGGGAAAAAGCACACAAAAAAAUUACACGAACGUGUAUGUACACACAGGAAUUGCGAAACAAAAUAUGCAGCAUUCAAAAUUCAUUAUUGUGUUGACGGUAUUACAUGUUUUCAAGCAAUACACGCACCAAAACCAGCACAAAAAAAAUCGAAACCAACAUGCAGAAUGUUAAUCAUGAUUAAUUAUAAAUCUGACAUUUUUUAGAG